Molecule: messenger RNA, 940 nt
Organism: Lagopus leucura (white-tailed ptarmigan)
Lineage: Eukaryota; Metazoa; Chordata; Aves; Galliformes; Phasianidae
Product: serine-rich coiled-coil domain-containing protein 1-like
Exons: 2
Coding region: 58-549 (163 amino acids)
Source: RefSeq, a predicted model, not a curated record
CUUCUGCCAUGGCAAUUUCCUCUCUGCGGGAUGUCUGAGUUUCCAUCAUAAUGGAGAAUGUGGGAGGCUACAUAUCCAAACAGAAUGGUGAGCCAAAAUCUCAGCACAAGGGACAGAAAGUCAGCACAUAUUCCCACCGAGGACCCUUUUAGAUACUCAAACAGCCAAGCAACGGCCUAUGAAAGCAAGAGCUGUCAACUGUCUAAUUUGUGUCUGAGCAACCUCCUGAAAGAGAAGGAGAUAGUGGAAGUCAUCAAGCAUACUAGAGGAGCCUACGAAGCCCUCACUUCGGAGGCCACCCAGAAUGGUUUGGCCACCACGGCACCUAAAACAGCAAAGCCUGCAUCUCAGACAGACCGCUACCCACCGUUCUCAGGAGCUCCAAAAGACCAUACUGCUGUACCUCAGCAGCACACCACUUUCACAGGCAGACUUGGACAGCCUCCAAGGGGACCCAUCUCUUUACAUAUGUACAGCAGGAAAAAUGUUUUCCUUCACCACAAUUUACACACAACAGAGCUGCAGACUUUAGGUCAACAAGAUGGGUAGCAAGGUUCUUGUCUUCUUGCCAUAGAGUGCGAGUUCACUGCAAGGAAACAUAAGCUCACACAGAGCUGAAUAAUAAGUUUUUACCUACUGCUACCUUUACUUGAAAAAAAUAAAUUAAAAAUUAAUGUUCUCAAGGUUUCAUACUUUCCCAUCUGGAACUGUAGGAAAAGGGUAAACUAGAUUGCUACAUAACUAGGUUGAUUUGUCACACAAAAGUCACUAUGGUAGAAUAAAAGGGACUGUUGGGCUGGCAUUGCUGGUCCAAAGUUGGCUGGUUUUUUUUUUCUUUUGUUUCUAUAAAGCCGCUAACAUCCCCUGAAGUUCUAGAAAGUGGUCUUAAAUAAUAGUGUAUGCUUAAUAAUGUUACUGUUAAAGUAGAUGUGAGGAAUGA